ACCACCACCACCACUCCACAAGAGAGGUUCAACAAACAUGAUCCGACCCUUAUGACCAGUUUGCACCAUGGAAUCUUGGGCUAAGUAACAUAUAUAAAUAUGCUAAUGCAUUGGAGGGAGUUUUGUAGUAUUCUUCAAAAUCGUUCCAACAUGUCUUGCAAAGGAGAUAUUGUGGUUGGUGUGGAGGAAGGAUUGUUUCUUUUACCUUCAAACCUAUUCAAUGAACUCUUUCUUGAUCGUAUAGGUCCACUGCCACAGAGGAAUAUAAGAGGUAGCUACCAAAAUCGGAAGCCAAGAAUGUGGUACACGUUGAACCACUAUGGUUCCAUGGACAAGCCAAGUAAGGAUGCAGGUGCAGCAAAAGUUAAGCCACGAGGCACUGGAGUGUUUCUUCCCGAGAGACCAGUGAGUAGCUUAGAAGAGAAGAGACUCACGAAGAAGCCAUGCCCUGUUGUCACCUCCUCUCAUUCUAGACAAGUCUUUCUUCCCAAGGAAUGGGCUUAUUAGCUAGUAAUAAGCAUUUAAUUACUUUAUGUAUAUCUAUACUAGUAUU
Molecule: messenger RNA, 553 nt
Organism: Camelina sativa (false flax)
Lineage: Eukaryota; Viridiplantae; Streptophyta; Magnoliopsida; Brassicales; Brassicaceae
Source: RefSeq, a predicted model, not a curated record